AGGCGUACGAAAGUAGUAAGACUGUGCGUCAGUACUAGCGGCCCAGCAAUAUUAUCGUAUCUGGGAUAUCUCUUACCUGUAAUGACUUCGGGUGGAAUGAUCUAAGCGUUGGAAGAACCUGGGUUCAAGGUGGCUACUCCGGACACUUCGUUGCUGCAAAGCACUUGGCUGAUUCGAAAGCGACACCAAAUUACCGAAACCUUGUCAGUGAGCUUGAAUUUCUGCUGCCUCAGCCUGCCUGCUGGCUCUUUUCGUGGGACACUCAUCCUCAAGAUAACGGGGGGUGCGCGUUCAUUCCAUUGACCGCGAAUAUGGCAAGUCCUCCUGGAGCAGGCGCAGCUGCAGGUGGUGCGGUUGUUCCUCGGAAUUUCCGCUUACUGGACGAACUGGAGCAGGGCCAGAAAGGUGUAGGUGAUGGAACGAUCAGCUGGGGUUUGGAAUCGGAUGAUGAUAUGAGUUUGUCACGAUGGAAUGGCAUGAUUUUGGGACCUCCUAGAACCGUGUUCGAGAACCGGAUUUACAGUUUACGCGUGGAAUGUGGUGAUAAAUAUCCAGAUGAACCGCCUUCCAUUCGAUUUGUCACCAGAAUCAAUAUGACGGGUGUGCACAGUAAUACGGGCAUGGUGGAUCGGCGUGUCGUGCCCAUAUUAUCACGUUGGCAGCGUUCCUAUACUAUCAAGACCGUUUUACAAGAGCUGCGACGAAUGAUGGCCGCUAAGGAAAAUCAGAAAUUACCACAACCUCCCGAAAAUACUACGUUUUAGUGAUAUCCUUAAUGUUUGCAUGGAAUUUAAAGGGCUGACACAAGUUUUUAUGGAAACUAAUGCAUCGAUUUGGGAUUACUGACAUUUCCUUUCAUUUUUAUAAUUCUUGGCGCAUCCUUACGCUUUCGGGUUGCAUACAGAACGAUUGGGGAGUGGUUUUAUCUGUUUUCUGUGUGGCAUUAUUGGGUAAUGGACGGAUCGGUCGUGUAAUAAUUUACUUAAUGUUCGAUUCAAACCGCCUCAAACUGCCCGAAUGCAGUUUUUUUCCAAAUGAAAUUGAAUAUUAUUAACUGUAUUUUUUGGUUAGUUGUGUGGUUGUCAUCUCGUCAUUAGACAUUUCAUGGUUUUGUGCAUUUACGCACAGAGGCAUACGCGAGCGCUGGUGCCUUUGAUAGUUUAAUUGCGUUAUCGAGUCAUUGUUCUUGAUCUUAAGCGGAUAAUCUGCGAUCCUUAUGUUCACUGGAAUCGUUUGUGAUUUUGGCUUAUGACCAUUUUCGAUUAAAAUGAUAAUGUUGGA
Molecule: messenger RNA, 1281 nt
Organism: Paramacrobiotus metropolitanus
Lineage: Eukaryota; Metazoa; Tardigrada; Eutardigrada; Parachela; Macrobiotidae
Product: ubiquitin-conjugating enzyme E2 variant 2-like
Exons: 8
Coding region: 312-764 (150 amino acids)
Biological process (GO): DNA damage tolerance; protein K63-linked ubiquitination
Cellular component (GO): nucleus
Source: RefSeq, a predicted model, not a curated record